AUCAAAGAAUGCACUCACUGACAUCUUACAGAACCAAGAGUAAAGAAAACUGACUGAAACGGAGUGUAAGAGCAGACUGAACCUGUGGAUUAGUGAUUAUUUGUACACACACUGACCUCAGUACUGUGUGUGGCGAUGUUUAACUAGAGCGUCCACGACUGGAACAGCAGACCAGGAAAAGUAGAAGAACAAUUUUUUUCUUUUCUAUACUUUUUGAUGUGUUUUUGAGGCCAGUUGUGGGCUGAACCUGGACUCCAGUAGUCUGACAGUGAUCUCAUAUUAUACCAUGUUUACAGCAGUAAAUGAUAACAGCUAUGUAAACACUGGAAACUCAAAAUUUCAAUAAUAAAAAAAAUCCCCUUCAAAAAACCCACGUCAGAAUUUGUAGGAGGAGUCAGACACCUCCUCUUCCUCCUGGUCGCCCUCCUUCAGACCCCAGAGCAGCAUUCAGAGGAAGUUAAAGCCCUCAAAGCUCUUCAGCCUCUAAAUUCAGCGAUGAUGUCAAACUAUUUGCCGUUAGCUUAUUGGUCUUCUGCUGUGACGUCCAACAGAUCUGAAACAAGCUUCAGUACGAAGGUGGGGCCUGUCCUUUCAGACACUUUCCUCCAAUCACCAUGCACAUCCCAAGAGGCCCCUCCCUCGCUCCUCCUCACCCCCUGCCUCUGGCUGAAUGAUUCCAGCUGUCAGUCACCGAGCCCUGCUUACAUCCCACCUGCAUCUUCUUCAUCCUUGUAUAGUAAUCAUGCUCUGAUUCCAUCCCCCACCCACCUCCUCUCCUCAACACCUGGAUGUAACAGUUACCAUGGCAACCUGUACACACCCUCCUCCCCCUCUGCAGGUGACUGGAUGCUACCUGACAGUCUGUCUUGGGGGCAGGGAUGUGGACCAGAGCAGCGCGAGUGCGUGAGCUGUGGGACGCAGAGCGCCCCCCUGUGGAGGCGAGACGCUGCAGGUCGACUCCUGUGUAACACCUGCAGCCUCGGACAGGAAGCCAACAACACACCGCUGCUGAGACCGAAGAGACGAGCUAGCAGGAUUCAGAGGAAAGGAACUCAGUGUGUCAACUGUCUGACUGAGCACACGACGCUGUGGAGGAGAAACUCUGCAGGAGAAGCCGUCUGCAACGCCUGCGGACUCUACUACAGACUACACCGGGUGAAUCGCCCGCUGGCCUUGAAGAAAGAUGGAAUCCAAACCAGAAAACGGAAAGUGGUCACUAAGAAUAAGAGGAAAACUGACCAAUCAGAGACCAAGCUGCCUAAGGGGGUCCAGCCCAGUGAUGUCACAGCAGCUGACAGCAGCGUUGUCGGGUUUUAGGUGACCUGAUGCUGCAGAGGAAAACAUCAGCUCAGGACCUUCUUCUUCAUUAUCAGAACAAUCGAGUGAAUAAAUAAAUCCAUGAACCUCUGCAGACAGGAGCUGCUCGCACAACUUGAAGAGAAAUUUGUGAGGGUAAAGCUUUUCAGACGUGUCUGCUGUUGUUGCUUCCUGUGUGCCGUCCUCUGUGAUCACCUGUGUUUUUAGAUUUUUGUUGGCUGUAUUUACUGUGGACCUUGUCUCCAGCCCAAUAAAUGACUCACUUUUUGUUAUUUAACACAUCUUAUUUUGCCUCCUACAUUUGGGUCCCCACUCCUCCACUCCCCCCUCCUUCUGACAGCAGCAUUUAUCGACAGCUACCAGGACGAACUCAUCACUCAUGUGAUCCAAUGGAUAAACAUUAACAGCCUGG
Maylandia zebra (zebra mbuna) is the source of this 1729-nucleotide messenger RNA. RefSeq names its product erythroid transcription factor. NCBI's taxonomy places the organism in Eukaryota, Metazoa, Chordata, Actinopteri, Cichliformes, Cichlidae. Gene Ontology annotation, cellular component: nucleus. Gene Ontology annotation, biological process: positive regulation of transcription by RNA polymerase II; negative regulation of transcription by RNA polymerase II; cell fate commitment. Gene Ontology annotation, molecular function: zinc ion binding; DNA-binding transcription factor activity, RNA polymerase II-specific; RNA polymerase II cis-regulatory region sequence-specific DNA binding. The record is from RefSeq and is a predicted model, not a curated record.